AUGUCUGCACUAUUCCGCCGAUCUGUAUUCAACAUUGCACGUACCGCAUCGGUGCCUUCCCGUGCUGCAAUUAUGCGCCCGGCGUUUGCCGUCCGUUCUUAUGCAGCUGCUGCGGGUUUGUCCAAAGAUGAUAUUCAAGUGCGGGUAUUGGACGUCUUGAAGACUUUCGAAAAGGUGGACCCUGCAAAAUUGGCUCCAACUUCUUCGUUUACGGAAGAUCUUGGAUUAGAUAGUUUGGAUGCUGUCGAGGCAGAGUUCUCGAUCGAGAUUCCAGAUGCUGAAGCUGAUGAGAUCAAGACCGUCCAGCAAGCAAUUGAUUACAUUGCCAACACCCCGGAAGAUAGGACUCAAUCAGGUAGCUCAUUAAAGUCAUUGUUCAAUCAUGACGAAAUUCUUAAAUCUCACUGGGAAUGGCUUACCUCACUUGCCGAAGACGUAGAGAAGUGGCUAUCCAAGACUCUUGGAAUCUCAUCCAAACCAAGUUCAGUCCGCGCACUUUCCCUGCUGUUCGCGUCUGGAUCGGCGCUUCAAAUUCAGCGGGACCCAGACGCAUUGUUCCGGCGGGCUCAUCGAGAGCUCGGAUCGGUGUUUGGAAUAAAGUCAUUUGGAUCGGUGAUGUACUACAUUACCGAUGCAGACCUCAUCAAUUCGGUGUACAAACAGACAUCUGUGUUCAGCGGUUCACCAAUGCAGGCUACCUUUUUGCAUAGUGUGUUCAACAUGAGAAUGGAAGUUAUAAAUGGACCUCACGCGGGGGUAUUUGGUGACAUGGUUGCUUCCAAAAAUCGACAUACUUCACCGGUCAACGUACACAAUCUAGUUUCGACGUUCAUCACACAUACACGAAGCCUGGUAUCUGAGCUUUCUUCUGGCUCAGUGAAGCUGCAGGACUUAGUCAUAUUAAUGCAAAAAGCCGAUUGCACAAUGCUGUUGGGAUCUUCCUUCGACUUUGGAUCCAUCGCCUCAGCGUUUGAAAAGUUUGACCAUGGAGUCACUCUGUUGGCUAUCAAUUUUCCUUCAAUGUUUAUGCGUGAAACAACCGCCGCGCGCUCGCAGCUAAUUGACAGCUUGACUCGAUACUUUGAGUCCGGGCCACCCGAAGACGCUUCGCAGCAAGUGAAGGAUUUCGUGGACCUGGCUAAGGGUGCCGAGUGGACCAACAGAGACACAGGAUCAUUCGCGUUAGGCAUGGCCAGGGGAUUAGAACUGCUUUUAGAGGAAGUCAGGAGGGUUGUGAAUUCUGAUCGAGACUUAUUAGAGGUUGUCCGUGAUUCAACCGCCACGCCAUACUUGGACGCAUCUAUCAAUGAAACUAUCCGCAUCGCUUCUGAUUCGUGGUCCGUGCGUUGGGUCCCACCGUCGCCCACUCCUUCGAGACUAGGCACAUUCAUAUUCAGGGGUGGCGACUUGGUUAUGUGCAAAAUGCGUGGAGUACACAUGGACCCGAACGUUUAUGCUCAUCCCGAGGUAUAUGAGCCUGGGAGGUUUACGAGUGGUAAAGAGGGGAUGAGAGGAAGAUUUUUCCCCUUUGGUGGAGGUUUUAGCAUCGUGAGUCCCAGGCCGCCUAGCGCACGAUUAGAUUGGAACUCAUUUAUCUCAUGGCUUGGGGUCCCGUCUUACUUUACGGGUCGGCAUACACCCACCACCUUGAUCACAGUGCGAAGGCCGACACCUUGCUCUUUCACAAAUCAGAGCAUUUCUUAUCAUUUUUCUGAACGAAUUCGAUGUAUCGCUGGUCGAUUCACAAAGCGAAGUUCCCAUGUUCAGCCCUCGUAA
Rhizoctonia solani is the source of this 1776-nucleotide messenger RNA. Its product is annotated as cytochrome P450 family protein. The record is from RefSeq and is a predicted model, not a curated record. Gene Ontology annotation, molecular function: heme binding; oxidoreductase activity, acting on paired donors, with incorporation or reduction of molecular oxygen; monooxygenase activity. NCBI's taxonomy places the organism in Eukaryota, Fungi, Basidiomycota, Agaricomycetes, Cantharellales, Ceratobasidiaceae. The transcript has 12 exons. Bases 1 to 1776 code for a protein of 591 amino acids.